AUGGAUGACAAAACUGAGCAGGUGAAUGGACGUGAGAUCGAGAAUGUCAGUCCCACACACAAACCAACCAGGAAGCGCAGAUGUCUAGGGCACUGCAAGCGCUUCUGGUGGAUAUAUCUCCUUGUGGUCAUCGCCAUUGUCGUUCUCGUCGUGUGCCUAGUCAUCUUUGUUGGUCUUCCGAAAAUCGCCCAAAAUAAAAUCAAUGACGCCAAGCUCGAGAUCCAAGGUGUCAACGUCCUCGAUACCCAAAGCGAGGCCUAUCGCCUGGAGAUCAAUUCCACAAUCACCACAGAUGGCAAGAUCCAUGCCGACAUCGACCCCUUUGUCGGAGAUAUGUACCUGGAGGACGCAGAAGGACAGAGACCCUUCGCCAGCGUCGACUUUCCCAAAACCUCGGCCGAGAAAUUAUUGGCGGUCAAUACCAGCCAGGCACUUACCAUCACAGACAUGGAUGCCUUCACGCAGUUCAAUGUUUGGUUCGCCAGCAACGAAACCCUCCGCGUCACUAUCAAGGGCGACACCAAAGCCAAGCCCGCCGGCCUAGACCGCAAGUACGGCGUCACGUUCAAGAAGACGCUCGACAUCAAGGGCCUCAACCACUUCAACGGCCUAGAGGUCCUUGAAGGCAGAGUGGCUCUCCAGAAGGACAGCCAAGGCAACAAUUUCUGGGGCAAGGCAAGAGUUCCCAACGCCUCCCAUUUCACUCUUGACAUUGGAAAUAUUACAUUUGCCAACUACAUCGGCGAUACUCAGUACGGCAACAUCACCAUGGACAAUGUGCUUCUGGUCCCUGGCGACAAUACUUAUGACAUUCAAGGGAGCCUGAACCAAGUUGGUAUCCUGCAACUGGUCCAAUCUCCAGCAUACUGCCAGACUGGCGUCAUUCCCCUCAAGAUGCUUGGCCAGUCCGUCACGAACAACGGGCAAAGUCUCAGUUACUUUGCUACCGCUCUCGGAAGCGCCAACGUGACUGUCGACGUUAAUAUUGGUCAAAUAAUCAAGAGCUCCCUCAACGUCAACGUCUCCUGCAGCUCUUAG
Molecule: messenger RNA, 1038 nt
Organism: Clonostachys byssicola
Lineage: Eukaryota; Fungi; Ascomycota; Sordariomycetes; Hypocreales; Bionectriaceae
Source: the annotation of a GenBank genome assembly